UCUUGCAGGGCGGCUCUGUGGAGGUGGAGGUGCGGGGGAGUCCUCCGCAGCCUUCCGUGUGUGAGUAUUUCCUCACAAGAAGCUGCAGCUUCUCUGCUGACAUCACUCGUCGCUUCAGUCCUCGGCCCUCCUUCCAAGCGGCCGGCCGGCGGACAAGUAGCGGAGAGCAGCUCAGUGGGCGAGAGACGCGCGUGCGCUCAGGGACGAUCUGCGACACGGCGCGAUGGAGCACAAGUCGGGCACGCGGCCGCUCGCGCUCGCUCUCGCGCUCGGUUUCUGCAUUCACUUCUCGCAGUCAUUUAAUGUUGGAAAAUCAGGGGCAAAAGUGUUCAGCGGCCCAGUAGCAGACGAGUUCGGGUACACAGUGCGGCAGUUCCAGAAUCACCAGGGCAAAUGGCUCCUGGUUGGCUCUCCCUGGAGUGGCUAUAAAACAAACAGAAAGGGGGAUGUUUAUAAGUGUGAAAUACCUGGGUCCAAAACCACUUGUGAGAGACUCAACCUGCAGAACUCUGUGAACGUUGCAGCUGUGAAUAAUAUUAACACUAACAUGAGCCUUGGCUUGACUCUUAUUGAAACCCCCAAAACCAGCGGAUUUAUGACUUGCGGUCCUCUCUGGGCCCAGCAGUGUGGCAGCCAGUAUUACUACCCUGGAAUCUGUACUGAAGUGACCCCUCUCUUUCAACCAUUGCCUUCGUUUUCCCCUGCCAUCCAGAAGUGUGGGGGCCCAAUGGAUAUUGUGAUUGUUUUGGAUGGUUCAAACAGCAUUUGGCCAUGGCCACCAGUUGUAGAAUUCCUUAAGAAACUGUUGGGAAGCUUAGAGAUUAGUCCCAGUAAUACUCAGGUGAGUAUUAUCCAGUAUGCUGUUGAUUCAGCAUUUGAAUUCCAACUCAAUACCUACAAAACCAAAGCAGAGGUGGUUAAUGCCGCUGCAGGAAUAGCCCAAAUGCAGGGCACUGCAACAAAUACUUUUCAUGCUAUUGACACCGCAAGGAAGAAUGCUUUCUUACCUGAGAAUGGUGGUCGGCCGGGGGCGACUAAAGUGAUGGUGGUGGUAACCGACGGGGAAUCCCAUGACAAGGACCAAAGGGAUGAAGUCAUUAAAAAAUGUGAAGAUGCCAAGAUCACUCGCUUUGGUAUUGCUGUCCUUGGCUAUUACUUAAGGAAUGAUAUUGACACGAAAAAUCUAAUUAUGGAAAUCAAGUCAAUUGCCAGUUCACCAUCUGAGAAGUACUUCUUCAAUGUCUCCGCUGAAGAAGCUCUUUUAGAGAUUGCAGGAACACUAGGAGAUCGAAUCUUCAACUUGGAAGGGACGGGGAAAGGAGGAGACAGUUUCCAAAUGGAGAUGUCCCAGGUGGGAUUCAGUGCACACUACUCGAGUAUGGAGGAUGUCCUGAUGCUGGGUGCUGUUGGAGCUUACGCGUGGAGUGGAACUGUUGUCCACCAAACCGCCCAGAAGUCUGAAGUCUUCCCCAAGAAUACAUUUGAAAAUAUCCUAGAGGACCGAAAUGACAGCUCCUUACUUGGCUACUCUGUAACAACACUGGUUGAUACAAACUCCGUAUUCUAUGUUGCUGGUGCGCCUCGAUCAAGGCACACUGGUCAAGUGGUGGUGUAUACCGUGGACAACAAAAAGCAACCAAAAAUUUUAACUUCACAGAGAGGAGAUCAGAUAGGUUCCUACUUUGGCAGUGUGCUGUGUCCACUUGAUGUGGAUAAAGACAGCGUGUCAGACCUCCUGCUGGUUGGCGCGCCAACGUUCAUGAGCGAGCUGAAGAAGGAAAUAGGAAAAGUCUAUGUAUUCUCCGUAUCCAAGGGUAUUUUAACCAGUGACGGGUCUCUGGUGGGGCCGUCAAGCUCGGAGAAUGCUCGGUUUGGGAUGGCCAUCGCAGCAGCGCCUGACCUCAACCUGGAUGGCUUCAAUGAUGUGGUAGUUGGAGCUCCUUUGGAAGACAGCAAUAGAGGAGUUCUUUAUGUCUUCAAUGGAGACAAGAAGUUUAUCAGAAAACAAUAUUCACAGAAAAUAUUGGGAUCAGAAUUAGAUCCUAAGCUGCAAUAUUUUGGAAGAUCUCUGAAUGUUAAUGGAGAUUUAAAUGAUGACUCUAUUCCGGAUGUUUCUAUUGGAGCUUAUGGAAAGGUGGUUCAGCUUUGGUCUAAAAGAAUAGCUAGCGUGAAGACAACGGCCAGUUUCAACCCUGAAAACAUUAACAUCCUCAAUAAGAUGUGCCUCAUCAGCGGGAGAAAGGUGUCCUGUUUCAAAACUACCAUCUGCUACAGAGCAUUAAUUAUGCCAAAAACACCAGUUGUGCCUGUUGUUAUAACAUGUAAUCUUACUCUUGAUGCGGAUUUGCUGUCAUAUCGUGCAGUCUCACGAGGUCUGUUCAGCAGCAACAAUGAACGAUUCCUGAAGGAAGACAUUACACUUCAUAGCGAGGAAGUAUGCAAAAACUAUGAUGUCUACGUUCAGGAAGCCCCUGAUAUGGUCAACGACAUAAGCCUGCGUGUAGACGUUGGCUCCAGCAACCCAAGAGCUAACCCUGUCUUAGAUGUAUUCAGCACCAACUCCUGGCAAUAUUUUAUACCUUUUACCAAGGACUGUGGUUCUGAUGAUGUUUGUGACAGUGACCUGGUACUGAAUGUAAACACAUCCCCAGAGAUUUCGAGCCCAUUAUUGGUCAGCUUCAACAAUAGAAGACUUUCCUUUGAAGUAUUAAUGGAGAACAAGCUGGAAAAUGCUUACAACGCCAGGGUCAUCACAACAUACUCUGAAAAUUUGUUCUACGCUUCCAUUAUACCUCCUAGUGAUGGAACAGAGGUGAAAUGCACCCCUGGUAAAGACAGCAACACCCUGUCCUGCCAAGUAGGGUACCCCGUUCUGAAGCCCAACGACCGCGUGACCUUUGGGAUCAACUUCGAUUUCAACUUGAACGAGAGGCAGAAAGAGGCGAGGGUCAGCAUGGUGGCUGAAAGUGAUAGCAAGGAGAAGAAUGCUGCCGAUAACACAGUCACCGUCUCCAUCCCUGUUUUGUAUGACUCUGAAGUCAUCCUGACAAGGGAGGCAAGUAUGACCUUCUAUGUGGUAGACAAGGACAACGAAGUGAAGACAACCGUGAAUAAUUAUGACGACAUUGGACCAGAAUUCAACUUCAAGCUGAAGGUUUCUACAGGAAACUUCCCUGUCAGCUUGGCAUACCUCAUCGUUUCCCUGCCGGUCUCCACCAGAAGCGGAAACCCUCUUCUGUACAUAACAGGAGUUCUCACAGAGUCUACCAAUGGCGUAAACUGCGAAACAAGCAGCUUGGUCAACCCGCUGAAGAUAGGCCGGGAGGUCUACACCCCCUCCUUCUCCAAGGAGAGCCUCAGGGGAAUUCAGGAGCUGGACUGUAAAACUGCCAAGUGCGAGUCCAUGAAAUGUGUGUUUGCUGACAUGGACGUAAAGAGAGACUACUUUGUUAAUAUCACGACAAGGAUCUGGAAUGGCACGUUUGCCUCUGCAACGUUCCAGUCCACCAAGCUCAUUGUGUCUUCUGAAAUCGAAACAUCACAGCCAGACCUUCUUCUCAUCCGCCACAAGAGGUUACUGGUCGAACUGACAGUCAGCAAGCCUGGGGAAAAAGGGGACUUGCCCAUAGGCGUAAUUGUGGGGAGUGUCAUCGGGGGUCUGCUUUUGCUGGCACUCGCAGUGCUCCUGCUGUGGAAGUUUGGCUUCUUCAAGAAAACUAAAUACAAGCAGCUGCAGAAGAGCAGUGAGGAAGAGACCCAAAACCUUGGCACGGAACAGGAUGCGGCAUGAGCUUCAGCCCAGAUGAUGAGGAACAGGAAUCUAAACUUUCCACCUUCCCUCAACCUUUUUUAAAUUACCAGGAAAAGGGAGACUGAAUGGGUAUAAAUUUAGAUUGCGCUGAGGCAUGGAUGUAAAACAGAUCUGCUUUAGCUCUUUUGCCAGAGUACCGGUCCACAGACACAGGGCUUGCAGGCCUCUAAUGAGAACUGUAUGAGCACCACUCAGUGAAAGCACGGCGCAGCAGCCCUGAUGGCAAAGACAAGAUGAAUGUAACGGAUGAUUUCUGGAGGAAAUUCACUGACGUCAGUGGGGGACAAAGCCAGCUGUCAUUCCUUCAGGCUAAAGUCUCAUCGUGUCACCAAACAGUAAUCCGUUGUCAACUUUUUUAACCAGUAAGAAUCAAGGCUCAAGCCAGUAAUCGGACAUAUCUUUUGUCAUACUUGAAAGCAUUACGAAAGCAUCAUUUUACAUAUCGCUGUGAUUGUCACAAUUAUUACUUUAUAUUUUAAAUACCUAGGGGACAGGGCUGCUUCUGCUGGGUGAGGAUUAGGUUAGCUUUAGGGCUAUCACUUUGUUCAUCUUAUUCAGUAACAAACACUUGUAGCCUUGCCAUCAAAAAAUACACUGGAUAAUAAUGACCAUGAAAAUAUUCAGAAUUUUAUUAAAAUAUAUAUAUCAUGUGCUGGUAUACAGCAAUUGAUACCUGUUUUAGAAGUGGAAUUUAUUAAGGUCUACAUCUUCAAUGACUUGUAGAGACAAUACUUGGAGUGUGUAGAUUCUUAGUGUAUAUUAAGUGUUACUGAAGUCUUUUGAUUGCAGGACUUAAAAAGCUAUCAUUUCUGUACAAAAUCCCUGUGAUAUAAAGCAGAGAGAUGGAACUAUUAAUAAUAUGGACAAUCUGUUUGAAAGCAGUAAAGUGUAUUUAAGCAAUUUCUCAUCACAAAGGUUAUAUCAGGGUGAGCUUAAAAUACAAAAUAGGUAACUGAGGAAACAUGGACUUUUUGUUGGUAGCUGUGCAAUUUUUUCCAUUGUGAUCAGGUAUAUCCAUUCUUACAGCUGUAAAAAGUAUUAUUGUAAUUCAGUAAAUUUGUGUAAAAUGGUGCAAUCUCCUUCAGGAUUAAUCAUCUAAUAACAGAACCAAGUAGGCAGGCUGGGUGAAGGUACUAUCAAGAUUACACACUUUAUCUUAAUGUAUGGAAAAGAAUUUCACAAAAUGUACAGUUUAGUUUUUAUAGUAAUUAAGUUAUGUAAAACAACCAUUUCCUCCAAGAUUGCUUAUAUUUUUUUGCUUUACCACUGUACUAGUAUAAAUUGUAUAAAAUAUAAGCCAGGAAGAUACUUGUACAUAGAUAUUUAAUUUCCUUAUUGGAUGGAGCAAGGAGGGGUGUGGUGGUGCAGUGGACUUGGCCGGGUCCUGCUCGGGGUGCCUUGUAGCGG
This is a messenger RNA of Scleropages formosus (Asian bonytongue), 5218 nucleotides long. It is a transcript of the gene itga2.2, whose product is annotated as integrin, alpha 2 (CD49B, alpha 2 subunit of VLA-2 receptor), tandem duplicate 2. Lineage: Eukaryota; Metazoa; Chordata; Actinopteri; Osteoglossiformes; Osteoglossidae. Gene Ontology annotation, molecular function: integrin binding. Gene Ontology annotation, cellular component: external side of plasma membrane; integrin complex. The coding region runs from base 224 to 3790 and encodes 1188 amino acids. The record is from RefSeq and is a predicted model, not a curated record. Gene Ontology annotation, biological process: cell-cell adhesion; cell-matrix adhesion; integrin-mediated signaling pathway. The transcript is spliced from 30 exons.